AUGUUCCCCGGCAACCGCGGGCCGGUCAAGUCGAUGCCGGGCCUCACCUGCUACAUCUGCGGGCGACAGUUCGGCACGCGCUCGCUCGCCAUCCACCAGAAGCAGUGCCUCAAGAAAUUCAAGCAGCAGCAGGCCCGUCUGCCCAAGCACCUGCGUCAGAAGAUGCCGACGCCGCCGCCGCAGGGUGCAAGCCAGGACGAGGUCAACGACGCCGCCUUCAAGGCCUGGAAGUCCUCCCUCGCCGCAUGCCCGCACUGCGCCCGCACCUUUAACCCGGAUCGCCUCGAGGUCCACCUGCGCUCGUGCAAGCCCGGCGCAAAAAAGAUCGAUCUCAACCGCGGUGGCCCACCGUCACGCAAGUCGACCCACGCCUCGGCCCCGCCGUCCGAUGAGGCUCGCAGAGCUCAGGCCCGCGCCCGCGCCCGCCUCCGCGGCGAGUCGCGCAGCCCGGCGUCCGCCGCGUCGCACUCGCGAUCGCCGCGCCCGCGCCACAGCUCCCGCAACCGCCGCUCGCCAGCCUCGCGCUCGCCGUCCCACGGCUCGGCCUCGUCCGACAUCCUCGACGACUAUGCUGGCGAUGACGCCCCGCUCCCGCCGUCAGCCAGCUACGAUUUUGAUCCGGACGAGGCCAUCGCCCCGCCACCGGAAAAUCUCACGCCGUGCCCGCACUGCGGCCGCAAGUUUGCGCCCGACCGCGUCGACAAGCACGCCCGGGUCUGCACCGCCUCGCCGGGCAAGAAACGUAAGGUGUUCAACUCGACCAAGGCCCGGGUUGCAGGCACCGAAGCCGCCAAAUACGUCAAGGCCGGUGUUCACAAGAAGGCUUCGCCCAAGCCGGUCAACAACUGGCGGGCAAAGCACGAGUCGUUCAUCCGCGCUGUCCGCAACGCCCGCAAGGUCACCGCGUACCAGAAGGCCGGUCGCCUCGACGAGCUCCCGCCGCCCGAGUACGAUGCCCACGACGACUAUAUCCAGUGCCCGCACUGCUCACGCCGCUUCAACGAGACCGUCGCCGCGCGCCACAUCCCCCGCUGCGCCACCACAGAGGCGCGCCCCAAGCCGCCGCCCACACACAACCGCUAUGCCCGCGGCGGCGAGCGCCACAAGGCCGGCGCGCGCGGCGUCAAGACCGGCGGUGCCGUCGCGCGGGACUCGCCGCCCCGCCAGCGCCGCCGGCCUCGUGCCUCACCGUCCGACCAGCCGCGCCAGCAUGCGCGACCCAACCGCUCGCCGCGCCAUCCGCCCUCAGACUAUGAGCUCGAAGCCUCCGAACCCGACUCCCUCGACGACGACGACGGCCACGGCCGGCAGAGCGGGUACGGCGGUGGACGCCUCGCCUCGACCAUGCCUGCCAAGGUCGGUGCUCAGGCAAGAUCCCGCGGUCGCCACAGAAACAUUCGCCCGCGCGAGCGCGAGCCCUCGCGGCCGUCCACUGCCGCGCGGCCGUCCACCGCCGCUCGCCGCGCAAAGUUCUGCGGCGAGUGCGGCGUCCGCUUCUCGUCCUCCUCGCAAAAGUUCUGCGGCGAGUGCGGCACGCCGCGCGCCCUUGAUGAGCUUACCAAGCUCGACGAGCUCGACGAACUGGAGCUCUCGGACGCGCCAGCCAACAGCAUGUCGUCUUGCGUCGGCAAGCUCGCACCGCUCAUCACGCUGUCGACCUGCAGAUUGCCGCGAGAUUGA
Messenger RNA from Thecamonas trahens ATCC 50062, 1680 nucleotides. RefSeq names its product zinc finger protein. Lineage: Eukaryota; Apusomonadida; Apusomonadidae. The coding region runs from base 1 to 1680 and encodes 559 amino acids. The record is from RefSeq and is a predicted model, not a curated record. The transcript is spliced from 2 exons.